Messenger RNA from Trichechus manatus latirostris (Florida manatee), 462 nucleotides. Its product is annotated as prorelaxin-like. The record is from RefSeq and is a predicted model, not a curated record. Bases 1 to 462 code for a protein of 153 amino acids. The transcript has 2 exons. Gene Ontology annotation, cellular component: extracellular region. Gene Ontology annotation, molecular function: hormone activity. NCBI's taxonomy places the organism in Eukaryota, Metazoa, Chordata, Mammalia, Sirenia, Trichechidae.
AUGCCGCACCCGCUCUUGCACCUGCUAGGAGUCUGGCUGCUACUGAACCAGCUUCCCAGAGAGCUUUCCGCCCACGGGUCCAACAUUGUGAAGCUAUGUGGCCGAGAAUUAGCCCGUGCACGGAUAGAAAUCUGCGGCCAGAUCAACUGGGGAAAGGGUCCCGACGAGGACACACCACCAGUGGUAUCAGACACUGUAUCAUCCUCCAUCAAUGAAGACACAAAAACCUUAAAUAUGAUCUCCGAAUUCACUCCUAAUUUUCAAAAGAAGGUGGCUGCAAAUGAAGGACUUGUGAAAAUCAUCCAGAAAAGACAAAGUCAAACAGAAGACAACAGCCGUCCAGAAUUAAAAAACUUAGGCCUGGACAGACAUUCCAUAAAAAAAAGAACGGAAGGUAUACAACUGAGUAACAAGUGUUGUUUUCAAGGUUGUACCAUAAAAGAACUUGCGAGAGGAUGCUGA